AUGAUCGCGGGGUUGCGCCAGGCACGCUCCAAAUCUCACUCCCAGGAAGGAGUAGCUCCUAAGAUCAGCAACUUGUCAAGUUAUGCACAGAAGCGUGUUAGAACAGUCCCUGUGAAUCAUCUAGCUGCUAUCCCUGAGUGGAAAACUGCUGCAUCUGAAGCAGAAGCUGAUGAUUACAAAGCUGCAACCUUAGCAAAACUGGGCACAACUGUCUGUCGCCUGAACAUAGAUAUCCCAGCCAGUGAUGAGUCAGAGAAGAUGAGGAAAGAAGUGGUGGACAGGUGCAGGUGUGCCCAUCCAGGAUCCGAGGACUGUGUACGCGUUCAUGUCGGCAAGGCGAGGAGCUGGAUCAAGGAUCAGUUGGGUGAGGAAGCUUUCAGAAACUGCGGGCUUGAUGCGAUGGGUGAGCAAGUUGCAGAGUUAUGGGCUUCAGUUGACAGAAAGAAACUCGAAGAUCUUGACAAGUUGGUUCCACAGAAUAAACCCCAGAAGUUCAUGGAGACUGCCUUGAAGGAGCUAGGACAAAAGGAAACAAAGGAUCUUGCAAAGUACUGCUACAAUGUUUUUCUUCCCAGAAGAUUGGCAAGCUUGACCAGGGCAGAGCAUAAAAAUGACGAAGCUGUUGACUGGGAGGAUGAAAAGAGUGACCAAGAGGAUGACAGGAACGACCGUUCGCCUCGAAAGAAGAAUAAAACAUCAGGAUCUUCUUCUUCCACAAGCUGCAGGAAGUAG
Messenger RNA from Triticum turgidum subsp. durum (durum wheat), 732 nucleotides. The record is from the annotation of a GenBank genome assembly. Lineage: Eukaryota; Viridiplantae; Streptophyta; Magnoliopsida; Poales; Poaceae.